ACUUUUUUUCGUUUUACGAAAACCAUUUACCAUACAGCACAGCGAUCGUGUUGAUGACAGUUCUAGUGUUGUGUUGAAAGGAAGCGCGCUAGGGGUAGCAGAAUUAGGGGAUGAAAGACGCAUAUACACAGACACCGGUGUGUAGAUAAGAACCCACUACGCAGCGCAAGGUCGUGGACGGUUCGGUGUUUCUAUCUUCUUUUCGUCGUGUGUGCGCCUUUCAUCGCAAUCAAUUUCGUCCAAUUAAUAUAAACCGAGGAGUCUACGCUUGGUGUGUCCACCUUCAAUAUUAGUCGGUUUGUCGUUCGAUUAAGUUUAGUCGCUUCGGUACCGUCUGGUGGAACGGAAGACACGCAAAACCCGGUCGAGCAAUGUUCGGUCUGUACGUGGCCCUUAUCGUGCUAGCCGCUUGUCUGUACUUCAAAUGGAGCUGUAGUUACUGGACGCGGAUGGGCAAUGUGGCUGGUCCGAAGCCGUUGCCGAUUUUUGGAAAUCUGCUAGAACAGCUUACCGGGCAGAAGCAUUUCGGUGAAAUCUUCGAGGAGAUGUACCGGGCGUUUCCGCAGGCUAGCUGGGUUGGGUUCUACAAGAUGUCAAACCAGCCGGGCAUUGUGGUGCGCGAUCUCGAGCUGGUGCGGGAGGUACUGACGAGUAGCUUUUCCUCCUUCAAUCAGAACGAUUUUCAAAUCGACGAGACGAUCGAUCCACUGCUGGCGUACAAUCCGUUCGUGCAGGCCGGUGAACGAUGGAAGGAACGGCGCAGCCAGAUGACUUCCGUGUUUACCAUGAACCGGAUACGAGCCACGUUUCCGUUGGUGCAACAGGUGGCACAAGACUUUGCGCAGUUUAUCGAGCGGACGCGCAAGAUGGAUCCACAUUUCGAAGCGAAGGACAUCUGUGCCAAGUAUACAAUAAACGUUGUCGCAAGCAUUGCCUUUGGAAUCGAUGCGGAAUCGUUCACUAAUCCUAACGCAGAGUUUGCUCGCAUGGGCAACGCACUGUUUGCACCGACGUGGAUGACGGCGAUCCGAUCGCAAUUGGCACUGUUUGCACCGGGACUGGCAAAGCUUUUGCGCGUACCCUUCAUUCCUGGGUAUGUGGACCGAUGGUUUAGGAAUAUGGUCAAAGAAACCGUUCGUCAACGGAAGAACGCCAAACGCCAAGAUCUCUUUCAGGCAAUGUAUGACAGUUUGUCCGAGAACGGAACGGUCGAAGCGAAUGAAAACCAUAUCGUUGGUCAUUCGGUAACGUUCCUAUCGGAAGGAUUCGAAACCUCCAGCACGAUGAUGAGUUACUUGCUGUAUGAGCUUGCAGCCAAUCCAUCCAUCCAGGAGAAGGUAGUGAAAGAGCUCCAUACAGUAAUCGAAGAAUCUGGCGGACAGCUAACCGAGGCCGGCUUGCAUAAGUUGGUGUACAUGGAAGCGGCAAUGAUGGAAACGCUUCGAAUGCAUACACCGGUAUUCACCCUUCCGCGCAUCUGCACGAAGGAUUUCGAACUUCCUCCACAGUUUCCGAACGAUACCAAGCGUAUAACAUUGCGGAGCGGUACAUCGGUAGUCAUUCCGGUAUAUGCCAUCCAUUACGAUCCCGAAAUCUAUCCCGCACCGUACGAGUUUGAUCCGGAUCGGUUCUCGGAGGAAAAUCGUAAAUCUCGUCCGAGGCACGCGUUUCUCGGGUUCGGCGAAGGUCCUCGUUUGUGCUUGGGAAUGAAAUUUGCCUUGCAUCAAAGCAAAAUUGGUAUUGCAACACUGUUGAGCAAGUAUCGUGUAAAGCUGUCUUCGAAGCAGGAACUACCCCUUGAGUUUGCCAGAAGUUGCUUCCUGUUGUCUCCAAAGUCGGGUAUAUGGCUUAACUUCGAGGACAGACAGUAGAACAUUUACGGAAAGAUGCAUUGAAGCAUAGUAAGAGUAUAUUUUACACUUCAUAUAUUAAUAAAGAAAAGUCAGAAGUGUGUAAAGCUAGCUACUGAGCGA
Anopheles funestus (African malaria mosquito) is the source of this 1973-nucleotide messenger RNA. RefSeq names its product probable cytochrome P450 308a1. The transcript is spliced from 5 exons. The record is from RefSeq and is a predicted model, not a curated record. NCBI's taxonomy places the organism in Eukaryota, Metazoa, Arthropoda, Insecta, Diptera, Culicidae. Gene Ontology annotation, molecular function: monooxygenase activity; iron ion binding; oxidoreductase activity, acting on paired donors, with incorporation or reduction of molecular oxygen. The coding region runs from base 372 to 1871 and encodes 499 amino acids.